Daucus carota subsp. sativus is the source of this 801-nucleotide messenger RNA. RefSeq lists its product as uncharacterized. The record is from RefSeq and is a predicted model, not a curated record. The transcript has a single exon. NCBI's taxonomy places the organism in Eukaryota, Viridiplantae, Streptophyta, Magnoliopsida, Apiales, Apiaceae. The coding region runs from base 1 to 801 and encodes 266 amino acids.
AUGGCGUCUGGGAGUAGAUUUUCGUUUGCUGAUAUGCAAAAUCCUCUGUUUUUGCAUCCGAGUGAUGGACCGACUUCGAUAAAUGUGUCCAAACUCCAAGGAGCAACAGAUUACAGGUCGUGGAGGCGAUCUAUGGAAAUUCAGCUAUCAUCGAAGCGUAAGCUCGGUUUUGUGACUGGAUCUGAAGAACGAAGCAUGACUGAUGCUACUGAUGCAGUGCAGUGGGAUACCUGCAAUAAUAUGGUGAUUUCGUGGCUGCAUAACAAUUUAUCAGAAUCAAUCAAGAAAAGUAUUCUGUUUGUGAACUCUGCGUAUGAGGUAUGGAAAUUGUUAGAAAAACGUUUUCAAGUUUCCAAUGGUUCUCGCAAGUACAAACUUAAUAGAGAAUUGUUUAAUCUCAAACAAAAUGGAUCCACACUAGUUGAGUAUUUUACUGCUUUAAGCUCGAUUUGGGAGGAAAUUGAUGAUAUGAAUGCUUUACCUGUGUUCGUAAAUCUAACUGAUGAAAUUAGGGCUUUUACUAAAGCACUAGAUGUUCAGAAACAAGAAUCGAAACUGUUUCAAUUCUUGAAUGGACUGGAUGAUGCUUAUAAUGCUCAACGUAGUCAAAUUCUGAUGAUGAGUCCUUUACCGACUGUUGAGAUUGCAACAUCUAUGAUUCAACAAGAAGAAUCACAGAGAGAUAUUCUCAAGCAGUCUCAAGGACCAGAAAUAGCUGUUAUGUACAGUAAAUCGAAUGUUAAUGCUGAUAAGAUUUGUUCUGAAUGUGGUGGAAAAGGUCACAUUAGAGAAUCAUGUUAG